CUUGUCCUUCUAUUGAUUCUUUAUUUCUUUCUUCUUAUAUACGGAACAUAUGUCUACUGUUACAAGAAGAAGAGUAGCAGGCCAUAGUGCCAACUCAGAUGACGACAAUACAUCAAACACAGACUCUACACACAAUAGUCCCAUAACUGAUAAAAAAAUAGCCUAUGAUCCUCGCGAUAUAGAUGAAAGCAAGUCUACACCUAAGUUGACUCUUAUGGAAGAAGUCUUAUUAUUAGGACUUAAAGACAAACAAGGCUAUCUUUCAUUCUGGAAUGACAGUAUUAGUUAUGCUUUACGUGGUUGUAUUGUGAUUGAAUUAGCGCUUAGAGGCAGAAUCUCCAUGGUCAAAGAUCCUAACCGUCGAAAAUAUGCUCUUUGUGAUAGACACAUUGAAGUCAUCAAUGAUAAUUUGACAGGCGAAGUAUUGUUGGACGAAGCACUAAAGAUGAUGAAAGUGAGUGACAAAAUGAGUGUGUCAAGCUGGAUUGAUUUGAUGAGUGGCGAAACAUGGAAUGUAAUGAAGAUUGGGUAUCAAUUAAAGCAAGUUCGUGAACGUUUAGCCAAAGGCCUUGUAGACAAAGGCGUGCUUCGAACUGAAAAGCGUAAUUUCUUAUUAUUUGAUAUGGCCACACAUCCAGUUGCUGAUCCUGCAGUAAAAGAAGAAAUCAUUAAGCGAGUUUGUGCGAUGCUUAUCACCCGCGUAUCACCUGCAUCUGUAGAUGCUCAAUCAGACGUACCACAUGCCUAUGUUCGAACUGUUAGCAUGGUUUGUGCUGCUUAUGCUGCUAAUGUCUUGGAAAAUGCUCUGCUCUAUUUACAGCCUGAUUUAAGAGAACAAGCAUUUCUUAAGGUCGAUGAAUUAAUGAAUGAUUAUUCUUCUUGGCCAUUUACAAGUAGUAACGGCAAAGUAGAAAUACCUUCUGGAACUGAUCUUUCUUUGGAAGUUGUUGCAAGUGUCUUGAAUGUACUUGCAAGAAUGGACGCUAUUUUGUAAAAAAAAAUACAGUUUUCUUUAUAUCUAUACACCAUUUCUUUCUUUUUUUUCUCCUUUUCUAUAAUUCUUCUUUUCUCUCUUAUCAUACCGCAAUAAAGAAAGAAAGCUCUCCUAAAUAUCAA
Messenger RNA from Gilbertella persicaria, 1116 nucleotides. Its product is annotated as Golgi phosphoprotein 3-domain-containing protein. Bases 50 to 994 code for a protein of 314 amino acids. Gene Ontology annotation, molecular function: phosphatidylinositol-4-phosphate binding. Gene Ontology annotation, biological process: Golgi organization; Golgi vesicle budding; Golgi to plasma membrane protein transport. Gene Ontology annotation, cellular component: cytosol; trans-Golgi network; Golgi cisterna. NCBI's taxonomy places the organism in Eukaryota, Fungi, Mucoromycota, Mucoromycetes, Mucorales, Choanephoraceae. The record is from RefSeq and is a predicted model, not a curated record. The transcript has 4 exons.